Molecule: messenger RNA, 2799 nt
Organism: Ipomoea nil (Japanese morning glory)
Lineage: Eukaryota; Viridiplantae; Streptophyta; Magnoliopsida; Solanales; Convolvulaceae
Product: protein indeterminate-domain 9-like
Exons: 3
Coding region: 582-2267 (561 amino acids)
Cellular component (GO): nucleus
Molecular function (GO): DNA-binding transcription factor activity
Source: RefSeq, a predicted model, not a curated record
ACAUGCUGAGACGAGAUAGAAGAGAAAGGUGGUCCACUUGAGUCUAUAGCAGACCGACUUGAGAGAGAAAAGCCGUAUAAGAUAAGGAAUAUAAUAGAGAAAGAGAUAGGAGCAAAAGAGAGAGAGAGAGAGAGAGAGAGAGAGAAGAAGAAGAAGAAGAAGAAGAAGAAGAAAUUAAAUAAGAAAUAUUCCUUCUUGGUAGCUGCCAUAGUUGUAGUUUUAUGGAGUUUUGCUGCUGCUAAAGCCCUCCAAAACCCAGAAUCAAAACGAAGAAGAAGAAGAAGCUAAGAAAUAAAGAAAGAAAGAGAGAGAGAGAGAGAUCUGUAGAAGAAGAGAUGAAGAAGAAGAUGGUGUCAUGCAGAUGUAAACAAUUUUCUAAUCAUCAUCAUCUUCUGGUUUUGUUGUUUUAGCCUUUCUGCUACACAUAAAACAGUGUAACAUCUUGGGAUUUAGCUGUUUUCAGCAAAAUCCUUUUGUUUCUUCUUCUCUCUGUUGCUUGGCUGCUUUAUACAUACAUCCAUAGAUUUUGGCUCUUCUUUAAAUUUGCAGAAGCUGAAAAAAAAAACCAAAAAAAAAAAAAAAUGAUGUCAUCAGAUGAUGCUCUCUCUUCUCUCACUUCCUCCAUGAGAGCCUUCAUUAACAACAACAAUAAUCAAGAUCCCAAUCCAAACCCUAAUCCCAAUCCAACCCAAACCCCAAACCCUAACCCCAAUCCUUCCAACAAGAGAAAGAGAAAUCUCCCAGGCAAUCCAGAUCCGGAUGCAGAAGUGAUAGCGCUAUCGCCAAAGUCAUUAAUGGCGACGAACCGGUUCAUCUGCGAAAUCUGCAACAAGGGUUUCCAGAGAGACCAGAACCUGCAGCUGCACAGGAGAGGGCACAACCUGCCAUGGAAGCUGAAGCAAAGGAACAACAAGGAGGUGAUAAAGAAGAAGGUGUAUAUAUGCCCGGAGAAGAGCUGCGUCCACCAUGACCCGUCUCGAGCUCUGGGGGACCUCACUGGGAUCAAGAAACACUUCAGCAGAAAGCACGGGGAGAAGAAAUGGAAGUGCGAAAAGUGCUCCAAGAAGUAUGCUGUCCAGUCUGAUUGGAAAGCUCAUAGUAAGAUUUGUGGGACUAGGGAGUAUAAAUGUGACUGUGGAACUCUCUUCUCCAGGAAAGACAGCUUUAUUACACAUAGGGCGUUUUGCGAUGCAUUGGCGGAGGAGAGUGCGAGGUUUACUUCUGUCCCGAAUCUCAACUUCCGGAACGAAUUGCUGUCCGCCGGGAACCCCGGAUUCGGAUCUCACGUUUUCCGGCCGCCGCAGAACGAGAUGGUGGUGGGUGUGGACGCGGCGGGGAAUCAUCAUCAGCUCGGUCUGGAUGGGCAGAAGCCGAGGCUGCCGCUUUGGCUGGACGCUAAUAAUAACGCUCAUCAUCUCGGCAAUGCCAACGAGUUCGCCGGCGGCGGCGGCGGCGGAGGAUUAGCGCACGAGCUCCUACAAAUGGCAGCGGCGCCGGCUAAUAUGCUGGGUUUGUCUUCGCAGAACCACUGGUUUCACGGCAGCGGCAGCGCGUCUUCCUCGUCGCUACCGCCGGUGCUGAAGGAGGAAGACGAGGGGAAGAUAAGCUCCAUGUUCUACAAUCACAUCCAGGAAGCGGCGGCGGCGGCGCCGCCAGCUCACAUGUCCGCCACGGCGCUCUUGCAAAAAGCCGCCCAGAUGGGCUCGAGCCGGAGCGGUGGCAACAACACCUCCUCCCCACUUUUCGGCACUGGAUUCGGACUAGUAGGGUCCACCUUGUCCUCCCUAGCGGGCAGUUUCAAUUCAAGAAACGAACUUCAUCAUCAUCAUCAUCAGAACCUCGGAAAACAACAACCUCAGCCACACGAUCAAACUUUGAAUGGUCUGCAAACCUCAAACGCAUCAACAUUGACCGCACCAGCCAAUAACAACAACAACAACACCCAACCAAAUGAUCAUCAUCAUCCCGGCUUGCUAUUGGGGGACAUGAACUCAUCUUCCUUAAUGGGAAAUAAUAAUUUGGAAAACUCUUCUUCUUCAUCAUUGAUGAUGCAAAACACCCAUGGUAAGCACCUCAAUCACACUCUACCAAGUGGGAAUAAUAGUGAAGUAGUUGAAGGGAGUUUGACUAGGGAUUUUCUAGGGGUCGGAGGGAACGAGGGUCAGGGUCAGGGUCAGGGUAGACCCUUUUUCCAACCUCACGAGUUAGCUAAGUUCGCGUCGUCCACUUCAUCCUUACCCUUGAAUGAUUACUCACGACACAACUAAUAUAGUACAUCUCGACUCACUUUUUUCUCGAUCAAAAUUGAUCAUUCCUAUAUAAUUAUUCUCUCUGUCACAUUUUAUUGUGUAAAGUGGGUUUUACAAAUGUUGAGAGGCUAAUUAUGUGGAAGAUUGAGCUAAGAGGUGAGCAAAAGACAGGAUUUGGAAAGGAGAAACUUUCAAGAUCUUGUGAAUUGUCAGAGGGGGUGGGUGUGGGGGAGGGGGGUAGGGGGCCACUGGAUGUUUGAAAAGACUUGACAAAAAGCGACAUAGCAAUCACAAGGCAGGCAGGCUUUCCAAGCUCCAUCGUAUUACUUACUGCAUGUAGAAAAAUUUCCCCCUUUUCUAUAGUUUAUUUUUACCUUUUUAAAUUUUUUGUUGGACCACUGUGAGCCUGUGACUGUAUAGGACCAAUGAUGCAGUGGGAUCAGUAGUUUUUUUUUUUUUUUUUUAAAUAAUGGGAUUUUUGAUUUUGUAGUUUUCAGUUAUAAUUAAACAUUAUGCUUGAUUAUUGUCAUUGCUGAGCUUAAUUUUUGAA